AUGUUAGACUUAUUGAUCUUAAUCAAAUCAGCUAUCACACAUCGAUCACGUCGUAUGAUUAUUCGGAAUCUGUGGGCAAACAAUCAAUGCUGGGGUAAUCUGAUUGUACGUCAUGUGUUUGUAUUGGGCACCGUGAAAAGCAUCUCUGAUGUUUGGUUAAAAUUGAUCGAUAAAGAAUCUCAACAAUUCGGAGAUUUGAUUCAAGGAAAUUUUAUAGAUAAUUAUUACAAUAACACGCAUAAAAUGAUUUUCUCUAUACGUUGGGCGAUCGCAUUCUGUCCGGAAACACGAUGGUAUUUGUUUGUGGAUGACGAUUUUUUUAUCGAUACCAGAUUGUUUUCAGUUGUUCUAAAACAAUUAGAUCCUCGACUAUCGGGUCGGCUAGUAAUAGGCGAUUUGGCUCGCGCGUCUCCCGUACUUCGUCGCAAUCUGCAUCGAUCCAAAUGGACUGUGAGCUAUUCCUUGUAUCCACAGAAUACCUAUCCGAAAUUUGUACAGGCCGGCAUUUUCCUAAUGGGUGCCUCCAUGGCUUUGGAUGUGUAUGUGGGAUCACGUUUCACACGAUUUUUCCCGUUCGAUGAUGUGUUCAUUGGCCUCGUGUUGAAUAAACUAUUACGGCGCCCAAUUCAUUUAAAUCAUCUAAUACUAACUCGUCCGCGUGCUGACGUGUUCUACAAAGUGAACAAAUCACUUGCUUUGCAUGGAGUUUAUUCACCCGGUCGUCAACGUUCUUAUUGGCGUAGUGCCAAACUUCAACAAAUGUGUCUGAAGAAAAACACGUCGGUGAUUUGA
Echinostoma caproni is the source of this 792-nucleotide messenger RNA. NCBI's taxonomy places the organism in Eukaryota, Metazoa, Platyhelminthes, Trematoda, Plagiorchiida, Echinostomatidae. The record is from the annotation of a GenBank genome assembly.